CGUGCGCACUGCGACUGGGAAAGGCGGCCUGCGGCGCGCCGGGCGGUCUCAGCCUGGCGUCCGCGUUCCCCUUCUAGGCCCGCCUCCGUACCGGAGAAAGUAGAGGAUUGGCUACCCUGGAUCCGGGUCGGGGCGGGGAUUGGCUGAUUGGCAACAACCAUCUGGGACAACCAAUCUGGAGGCCUGAGUAGCUGGAGAGGGUGCUGGCUGCCGCGCGGCGGAGUGUGCUUUAUGGACCAUGUGCUGCUAUGUAUGCCUGAAAUACUUGAAAUGCAAAUUUGGGGAGACUUUGCCAUCUAAAUGCUUGGCUGGAUUAAGCGUCUGAUUAGGAUGGUUCUUCAGCAAGCUGGAGUAAGCAUGCAAUCGGUACUUUGGUCUGGGAAGCCCUAUGGUUCAUCUCGAAGUAUCGUAAGGAAGAUCGGUACUAAUUUAUCUCUGAUUCAGUGCCCAAGAGUUCAGUUUCAGCUCACCAGUCAAACAGCGGAGUGGAGCCCCAGCCCAGGAGAGGAUGCGGUGGCCUCUUUCGCGGAUGUUGGCUGGGUCGCCAGAGAAGAGGGGGAAUGUUCAACAAGACUGAGGACGGAGGUCAGGGUAAGGCCGACCCUCCAGGAUGAUGUUCCUUUCUUUGAGAAGCCCCCGAGCAGGCAGAUUUCCCUACCAAACCUGUCUCAAGAAGAGCCACAACUGAAGACUACAGCACUGGCCAAUGAGGAAGCACUGCAGAAGAUCUCUGCACUUGAAAAUGAACUUGCUGCUCUCAGAGCUCAGAUUGCCAAAAUUGUCACCCUGCAAGAGCAGCAAAACCUCAUUGCAGAUUCUACCACAUCUGUUAAAACAGCAGCACCCCUUCCCCCACCCCCUCCUCCCCCACCCCCACCACCUCCCCCUGCAUUCCACCAAAGUCUGUCUGCCAUUGACCUGAUUAAAGAGAGACGGGAGAAAAAAGCCAAUGGUGGACAAACUUUGGUUAAGAACAAUCCAAAGAAACCAGACAUGCCAAAUAUGUUAGAGAUCCUUAAAGAUAUGAAUAGUGUGAAACUUCGGGCAGUGAAGAGGCCAGAGCAAGAUGUAAAACCCAAACCAGCAGAUGCUACUGACCCUGGUGCCCUAAUAGCAGAGGCUCUGAAAAAGAAGUUUGCCUAUCGGUAUCGAAACGAUGGCCAAGGUGAAGUUGAGAAAGGAGUUCCAAAGUGUGAAGCAGAGUCCACCUCAGAGAAGGUGUUGUUUGGGCCACAUAUGUUGAAGUCUACAGGAAAAAUGAAGGCUUUAGUCGACAGUGUCUCCAACUCCUAACAGAGAGUGUGCUGAGAAAGACUGCGGGGUUUGGCUGCUGGUUUGUGAGGGCUGUCUGCGGCUGGUAGAAAGCAACACUAUUUAGUAAAUCCUGACUUUAGUAU
Ochotona princeps (American pika) is the source of this 1397-nucleotide messenger RNA. RefSeq names its product mitochondrial fission regulator 1 (gene MTFR1). Gene Ontology annotation, biological process: aerobic respiration; mitochondrial fission. The transcript has 8 exons. Bases 301 to 1293 code for a protein of 330 amino acids. Lineage: Eukaryota; Metazoa; Chordata; Mammalia; Lagomorpha; Ochotonidae. Gene Ontology annotation, cellular component: mitochondrion. The record is from RefSeq and is a predicted model, not a curated record.